UGAGGGUUGCCAUGUGAGCUAUUGCGGGCUUUCGUUUUUCGACUGUGGUAGUCGUUUCGAAUUACUGCUGGAGAUCAUGGCAUCUGCGAAACAGGAUAUUGCUACGUAUAAUGUAACUUAUUUAUUACGUCAGUGGGAUUGUUCAUCUGAAGAAAAACGUCGUCAGCUUCUUGACGAUUUCAUUAAACAAUACUAUGAUUGUACUGGACCUGAUUUAGAAUCAGAAUUCGCCCAAAUGGCUAGUUUGUUUUUGGCUAGAAUAUGCGUAUGGAUAAAAUUAACUUACAUGUCAGGAACUUGUCUAACAGAACAGCUUCAAGCCCUUCAUAUAUUUUUAUCAGCUUCAAACAGCUAUAGUUAUUUACUAGAGUUUUUGGAGCAUGGUGGUGUAUUGUGUUUACAGGAAGUAUGCAUUUCAUCAAGUGCAAAAGAAGUGGAUAAACGUUGGGCGCUUAAAGUAUUAUCUUGCGUUGCCAAUGGUGGUACACAUUAUAAGGAGACAAUUUGUGAAUGUUAUGGCAUUCGUGCUGUUGCUGAAUGUAUGGCCAAGUCAAAGUCAGAGGAAACACAAGAGUCUGCUAGAGAUUUAUUAGAAAUAUUAGCUGAAGGCAAUCCUCGUUUCUCUGAUCAAGUUUACAAAGGAUUAAUUGGCGUUUUACCAUGUAAUUCACCAAAAGCUCAACAAUUAGCACUUCAAAGUAUACGAAUUUUACAGGCAAAGCGUAAUACUGCCAAUAGGGCCUUAAUCGACAGAAUAAUCUACUUACUGGAGUCAUUGCAUUUGGAAGUCCAAUCAGCAGUUAUUGAAUUACUUCGUGUUCUGAUGGGAUUCGAUAUUGCUGAUGAUAUAUUAAUGGCUUUAAUUACAUUGUUAAAACCUCAGCAUGAAAUACAGCUGGGCAAAUUAUUCACUGAAGCAACAUCAGAUGAUAACGAUGAUGAAAUAAGUUCAUCUCAUAUGGACAGUAAUGAGGAAAGUUAUCCUUCUCAUCCUAUCCCGUUAGAUAGUCGUAAUAUUAGUGGCAUACCACAAAUGAAACCUCUAUCUAUGAGCAAUACAAAGUCAACUAAAUUAAAUGUCAAAUACCCUAGCAUUUGUGCUAACGGUAACAGCGGUAAAACAGAAAAAACGAUGAAAAAGAAUCAUAGACAUCAAAAUCAGGGGUCAGAUUCAGAAUUCGAUGGUAAUCAACCAUUAUCGGUGUUUGUUCAACAAGCAGCUGCAGCUAAAUGUCUACGGUAGGCAAUAUUCAAUAACUGUUUAUCUACUUGUUCUUGCAUAUUUUGGCUACUAAUACAAACUGGUUCGUGUAGUCUUUUUAGUACCCCGGAGUUAGUGAACUCUGUCCAUGAGCUCACGCGGGCGGUGAAGUAGAGACCGGUUUUACCACCCGCUCUAUCACAGAUGGAGAUCAAAUUAAUCAUCCACUCUGUUUUAAAAUCUGAUUAGUAGGAAGGGGCAGUUAACUUUGUAUUGAUGUGUGUGAGGUGUAGUGCUGGAGAAAAAAUUCCUUUCGGUGCCUGAUUGGAUUCGUUUUGGAAAGGCUCAUUAGGUCUGUCAGGAGUGGGACAGAGCGAAGACUAUAGACUGUGCUGUAAUUAGCGCGUAGGGGUCGACACCAAACUUGCUUGCGAUAUGAGCGUGAUGAAAGCACGUCGUCAGUGAUGACUUGUAUCCGAAUUGAUUUGGUUGUUUGUUAUCCAUUAAACUUUAGGUAACCACUGGGCUAUGGCUUGGUGAGUAUACUUUGGAGUGUAUAGACCUUGAUCUAUGCACUCUAUAUGUGCAUGUAAGGUAUACUUGUGAGCGAUAACCUCUAUACCUAUGUGUGUGUCAUGGAAUGUGUAGAUCUCGGUCCAUGUGUUCUACAUAUACAUUUAACUUAUACUUGUGACUGCGCGCAUCAAUGCUCAUUGCGUACUGAAGAAUGCAUGUUUUUAGUGCGCACAUUCUAAGUAAAUAUACAAGACAUACUUGCGACAGUUCCACGUCCCAUACUGAUAUAUUAAUUGUAUCUCUAAACGCACUUUAGGUGUUAGCAAGUUUCUUAAAGUAAUAGGAAAGUGUGGACUGUAACAACCGUCUUCACUACAGAUAUCGAUUUCCUCUACUGGCAUAUAAAACGCAGCAGAGUGAACUGUUAAUGCAUCUGUUUGCUUUGCUUUCUCCAGUGGUUCGAUCUCGCACACUUUUCUUUGAAAUGUCUCUUCUUUUUUUCUGAAAGGCCUACGAGCUUCUACUUUUCUGGGCGGGAAUACUACUACUACUACUACUACUACUACUACUACUACUACUACAGUGAUUUAAUCCAUAUCAAAUCUUUUAUAUUUCAGCCUAAUGGCCUAAAUAAGUAGAAUAACCAAUUUACUAUUGUAACGGAUACAAUGAUUGAGAAUUAUUUCAUUCUUAAUUUUUAAGUCUUUUUUUGUGAAACAAACAACAACUAUUACUUUAUUAUUCGAUUAACUCCUGACAUUUUGGAAAUACUUCGCUGAAGUUUCAUCUGUCUAACCUGCAUCAAUACCUGAACUAAGCAUAGGGAGUGAAGUAGUCAAACGCGUCAACAAUUUCACUUAUCUUGGAAGUCUGAUC
Messenger RNA from Schistosoma mattheei, 2593 nucleotides. The record is from the annotation of a GenBank genome assembly. Lineage: Eukaryota; Metazoa; Platyhelminthes; Trematoda; Strigeidida; Schistosomatidae.